This is a messenger RNA of Acanthaster planci (crown-of-thorns starfish), 4872 nucleotides long. It is a transcript of the gene ppt2, whose product is annotated as palmitoyl-protein thioesterase 2. The record is from RefSeq and is a predicted model, not a curated record. NCBI's taxonomy places the organism in Eukaryota, Metazoa, Echinodermata, Asteroidea, Valvatida, Acanthasteridae. Gene Ontology annotation, cellular component: lysosome. Gene Ontology annotation, molecular function: thiolester hydrolase activity.
CAUGUUCGACGCCUGUUCGUCAGCGCAGCUUGUGCAGCAGAUACAGAUCCAUCAUGUACCUAUGUACGUGUAUAUAUAUGCUUGUGCAGGUGAUAUAUUUGAACAUUCCGUGCCCGGGUACAGGUAUUAAGAGUGAACAAGGGCAGGCUCACACACGAUGCUUUGAUUGGGUAGCUUGAUGCUAUGUAAAUCAUGUCGAUUUCUUCCGGUUUUCGCUGGCGAUCUUGGUUCCAUGUUGUGCUGAUGGUCACCAGCAUUUCGUCAACCUUGGCCCGGCAUGUCGCGUUUGUUCCCCGGGGUAGUCCGUCCUCCACGACGGCGUACAAGCCAGUCAUACUCAUACACGGCAUAUUCACCGGGACGAGUACCUUGAAUGACCUGGUCAGGCUAAUUGAAGAGGCCCACCCUGGUACAAAUGUCACAGCAAUUCCUCUGUUUGAACAUUUGGAGAGCCUGGCAUCAUUAUGGACUCAAGUCCCAAAGUUUGUGGAGGCCAUGCGGCCCAUCAUGGAGCAGGCCAAGAGUGGAGUCAUCUUGUUAUGUUAUUCUCAAGGGGGAAUCACGUGCCGAGGUAUACUAGAGACCAUGCCUGACCACAAUGUACACACCUUCAUUGCCUUAUCAUCACCUCUUAUGGGACAAUAUGGAGAUACAUCUUAUAUUCCAAUGAUACCCAAACUCAAGGAGGACGUAUACAAAUUUUGCUACUUGACUACGUUUGGACAAGACAUAUCCGUAUGCAAUUACUGGAAUGACCCACACCACCGCAGCAUGUACUUGCAACACAACAAGUAUCUACCCGUUGUCAACAAUGAGACAGCCAAUGCCAAAAGCAAAGAAUGGAAAGCUAACUUUCUUCGUCUGAAGCAGAUGGUGAUGAUUGGUGGGCCGGAUGAUGGUGUCAUCACACCGUGGCAAUCCAGCCACUUUGGAUUUUACGAUACCAGUGAGAAAGUUGUGGAAAUGAAAGAUCAAGAGGUGUACAAGAUGGAUUACUUUGGUCUGAAAACCCUCGACCAGCGAGAUGCCCUCAAGACUUACGUCAUACCGGGAGUCAAGCACACCAACUGGCAUGGAAACAAGACGGUAUUUGAUUGCUGCAUUGAACCUUGGCUUGUAUAAGUCACUGAAGUUUUGUAGUAUGCUGAGUGUUCGCUAUAGUGAUGGCGACACACAUAUAUAACAGGUGUUUUGUCAGCAGCAGAGUACCAUACCUCUGACAUUUUAUCUGUGUACAGUUGUAUGUCGGUCAUGGAUCACCCAUUUUAGUGGUUUUCAAUCUUUUCACGAGCGUACUGACCCUUGAUCCCCCAAAAGUGUCAAAGAGAACGAAAGUAGCAAGGGGUUAUGUUUGAGUUUGUAUGCUCAUGUUUUCUCGACCUGACAAACCCAGGAUUACAUACCGAUAUGUGAACUACCAUUUACUUCCUGAAUAGCAUGCAAUCAUUGGAGAGCCACGCAGUACUUUUUUGGGGGGGGGUCACAAAUUCUGUCAACCUUGCAAACCACACCAGGAUACUCGAUACCACUUUCUGUGAAGUGGCGUCCACACCUGUUCCUGGGUAGAGCUUGAAAGCAUGCAAGAAUCUUGGAUUGGUUGCUACAGCCACUUGGCAAAAUUAUUUGUGCUUGCAGUUUAAGCUGUAGCCAAGGAAAGAGAGUGAGUCGUGCAUGCUUCUCGGAAACUUACAUUCAAAACCCAAACAGUCAUCAGUGGACAACCGAAUUGUGCACUUGGCAACAUUUUUGGUUGGUUAACCGGGGUUUGCUGAGCAGAUAAUUUAUGUGCUUAACAAAUAUCUGUACUUCUGGUGAAUCACUUCAUCAAGAGAUUUUACCAAGCCCUUAUAAAGUAGGAAUGCACCUUGGUAAUUGGUCAGCUAUCGGCAUUCACUUGGGCUGAGAAAACACUUGAAUCUUUUGGGGAAAGGUUUUGCAUUUUUGCACACAAAAUCAGUAAGUGAAUAACAGAUGAGGGGGGGUUUCAGGCUAGAAACGUGUCAGGUUGCUAAUGGUAUACAGUUUUGACAUCUAACUGACCUUUGUAGCCAGUGCUUUGGAACUUCAAUAGUCACACUCACUACCCAUCAGGAACAUUUCAAUAAGUGUGUAAAGCUCAAGACUUCACAAACCAAGUAUUUCAUAAUGUUGCCUUUACCAUUAGUAAUGCCUAAUUUGUGCCUGUACUAAAGAGGAAAAAAUGGUAACCUAAAUCGGUAAUUUUUUUAAGCAUUUAUAAGAGGUUGUGAGUGGUUGGCUAUAUUAAGAAAUAGAAAUAUCAAUGUAUCUUGAACUAAAAUAUGCUUAGCAGCUGAAUAAGAAUUGUUAGAAUACAGUCAUGUAUGCAGGAUUAUUAUAGAAAGUGUGAUUUUGCCAACUUUUGUUUUUGCAAAGCCUUCUGUGGUUGCAGCUGGAGGAACAAUUUUAAUGAAGCUGGUGUUAUUCUAAACAGUAAUCACUGUGCCAAAUUGAAAUUUAGCAGAUAUUUUUAAAGCAGAAGUUAUGUAAAGCAUAUGGUGUUAGAGUCUGUGGAAUGAUUUGUUGCUGCAGAAAAAGAGAGCGAGAGAGGUGUUACAACACCUUGAAGGGGGGCGGGCGGGCAAUGACUCUAGUAUACAAGAGCAGUCAGGCUUGGUGUGCGUUUCCCUAUUGUGCCUUCAAGUUUUGUACGGAUGUCAUUGUCAAUAAAUACACGUAGAUCAGUUUCCACUAAAGUCUAGCUCUGAACAGUCAUAUGAUUACAUGUUAACCGAUGCAUGUCAGUAAAAUCCAUACAGUCUGCUUGGCUGUGCAAAUAGUGCAUGUUGUCAUGGCAACAAGGGAAAAACAAAUACAGUGUGGGAGCUCAAUCUGUUGGGUCGAUACUUCACACACUCCACACACACACCAUCCUGAUUUUGUCAUUUUUGGGCUUUCCAGGCAAGAAAUCUCAUCUUCAAAUUUGUGUUUGUUUUUUUUCCCCUGUAAAUUUACCAGAGCUAGGCACCACACCUUCAACAGCACCCACCGGAAAGAAAUACUUAACUGUUGCUGGAUUAAACUAAUAUCAGGGGUUUUUUUCCCAUGAAACUUUCCUUUUGCUGCUUUGUUACCAGUUGAAUCCACAGGUUGAAGUUUUAGGGUUUUUCUCUCCAAUUUGACAUUUCAAAGCACUCAGUAGUGAAUUGAGAUGCUAGGUUGGAAUUUAGUGUGUCUAUUGUAGAUAGACCAUUUCAUCCAGACAGAAAAAAGGAAAUGACCCAAACUCUUCCAAUGGCAUAAAAGUCAAUCACUUCUACCCUGAUUGUCUGUGAUUGCACCUGCCUACGCAAGCAUUGGAUAUCCUAAACAAACGCUAACCUUAGCUGUUAUGGCAGUAUGGAUAGGAUUUUGAAACCAUUUUUAUGUACUAAACUGGAAUUUAGUUAUUUUGAAAGUAUGCCACUUGUAGAAAGGCAGAGUUACAUAUUGAUCUUAAAUUUAUUCAGAAUUGUAAUACUUGGAUUUGGAAUGAUUAUUCUCUUGCUGUUUUAUAAUAAUCAGAGAUCAGUUUACAAUAGUGAUGGAAUGUACAAUUCUGUGUGGACCGUAACAUUCAAAUUCUAUAAAGCCUCUCAAAAUUCAGCCUAUUUUCACUGAAAUAGAAUUUUCCCCAGGAGAAUUUUUAAAAGGGUUCAUUUGAACUUUUCUCGUAAGUAGGUUACUCCCAGAAAAAUCGUUCUGUGGUCAUUUUUGACACUUUGCAGAGUGGAUUUCAGGCAAUCGAUAAUCAGUAUGACGCCAUGUCAACUUAAUACUUUUUACGCAUUUAAUAACUAAUGGUUUAAAUGCAGUUACACACUGCAUUGUUUUUCAUUAUUCUGGCAUGUGUUUAACAAAUUAGCAAUACUUCUCAUGCCUUGCAACCAGUACAUUUUGAGAGUCGGAUUAGAACAAUCCAUUGGAGAUUUCAUUCUUAAGCACAUUCUGUAAUCUCAAGUGGUCAUAUUUCAGCACAAUGUAGAUAUCAAAAUAUCUGAUAUAUACACUGUAUGCCGCGAUUUGUGGAAAAAAGGAUGAAGUGAAUGAAGGCUUAAUAAGAUCAGAUUGCCGAUGUACAUGUACGUGAUUACAGUUUUAAACAUUAAUAAUCGAUUUUAACUGAAAUAUUGCUCUUAAGUUCAUGGUAAUGAAUAUGGCACUGUGCCUUGUCCUCAGUGGUUGCAUUACGGUUAUUUUCCAUGAGUCUGUUUAUGAAGCCUUGGUAUCAGCAGUUAGCGUGAUACAGCAUUGCCUAUAUGUACCUACACCUGUACAGAAUGUCUGACAUAUAAAAUUAUUGAGGGGUAUGUUUUUAAGUUUUUUGUUGAGGUGAAAAAAGAGGGUGCAAUGGCAAGCUUUACCCUACUUGCAUACAUACCCUGCUCAGUGCACCUGUCAGAGUUUCCAGGCCUAUUUGGAAAAAAAAGUUGAUGCUCAAUUUCAUAUGGCUUUGUUAACUAUAGGAUUUGAUGCAAUUUUGAAAAGUGGUGAAACCCAAAGACCAUGUAACGGUCUGAUUGUCUGUUGAUGUCAGUCAUUAGACAAAGGACAAAAUGAGGUAAGCACUGGAUUUCUUUUGAGUACACGUGUUUGAAGAUAGUGGAGACUUUGCCAGGUGCACUCUCUACAAAAAGUCGUAUGUUGAACUAUUUGUAAUUAUCUUGUGUAUAUUUUGUUUGUUAGGGCAGUUUAACUUUUAAUUUUCAAAUUUAUGCCAUAACAAAGAAUAUCUUCCCGCAAAAAAGUUUUAGAACAAAUAUAACUCAGAAGGGAUAUGUGCAAAAAAAGGUGUAAUAAAAAGUAUUACAGAUGUGAAAAACUCCUGUCUGGGAAUUAAAGCAAUGUCUUGGUGACAGCUCAUUUUGACAGUUA